Molecule: messenger RNA, 1814 nt
Organism: Salvia hispanica
Lineage: Eukaryota; Viridiplantae; Streptophyta; Magnoliopsida; Lamiales; Lamiaceae
Source: RefSeq, a predicted model, not a curated record
AAAGAAAUCCUAACCGAAAAACCAUAAAACAGAGUCGAGCGCGAGCCGAUGCUCUUCCAUCUCUCUGCUGAUAAAAAAGCUGUGUGUGUAGAAUUGUCGCCUCCUUCCCCACCGAUUCAAAAUUCUCUCCGUUGAUGUUCGAUUGGAAGAAUCAGGAAAUGGAAUCGCCCGAUACAACACCGAAAUCCGGUUUUUCUUCCUACUUCAAUCGCUCGCUGACGCUCAAUUCAUCUUCAGACCUAGCCGCCACCACCACAAAGCCGCUCUACAACCUCUACCCCGCCCCCACUCUGCAGCGGGGCAGCUCGAUCAAGAGCCUCUACAGCUCCCCGUUCGGUUCGAUGGUCUCCGCCGGGAACUCACUCAAGGGCAAAGUCAGGAAAUUGUGCUCGAUUUUCGAAUCCCCCAAACAGGCCUCAACCCCUCCAAAACCGUCAAAAUUGCCGGAUUCCCCCAAAUCCGUCGCCGAUGAUUCCCCGUUCCGGCUCCCCGGCACGGAGGAGCGGGUGGUGAUCUACCACACCAGCCUCCGAGGCGUCCGCAAAACGUUCCAGGAUUGCCACAGCAUACGCAUGAUUUUCCGAGGGUUUCGCGUGAGCAUCGACGAGCGGGAUAUAUCGAUGGACGUGGCGUACAGGAAGGAAUUGCAGAGGGUUUUGGGGGAGAAGCACAUCAGCCUGCCGCAGGUGUUCAUCAAGGGCAAGUACGUCGGCGGCGCCGACGUGAUACGGCAGCUGCUGGAGGCGGGGGAGCUCGUCCGGCUGAUCAAGGGGCUGCCGCUGCGGCCGGCGAAUCCGUGCGAGGGCUGCGACGACAUGAGGUUCGCACCGUGCGGAAGGUGCAACGGUAGCCGGAAGGUGUUCGAUGAGGAGGAGGAGGAGCGGAAGAGGUGCACCGAGUGCAACGAGAAUGGCUUGGUCCGUUGCCCGCUCUGCUGCUGCUGAGCCACCAGCUAUUGUGUGAGAGGCAUGCAUUCAAGCUCAAUCUCCAAGAAUCCCCUCUCAACGUUCUGCAACCUAAUAGCGAUUUCCUGUUUCACCUUACCGUCUUCUAAGACGAUGGCCCCGUCUCUUACAAGGGUGUUCUCCUCCUUGCUUGCUUUCCAAUUCCCUAGCUGCAUUGGCUCAUUAAUGGACGAAUACUCUGUAGCUUUUGCAGCAGAGAGAAGUGGUUGAAUAUCAAUCUCCGCGCUUCCCAUGAAGUCGUCUGUUGAGAAGGGUUGAGGUUAUUCUUUAUGACUCGUGUCUUCAUAGACUGCAACCCGGAGAAGCCUUGUAGUUGUUAGAAGCAGAAUAAUCAAUUUAACUUCAGUUGAGGAUCAUGCAAGGAGAGGAGAAGAAUGGUUUACUUGAUUUCCAAGAUUGAGGAUGACAUAUGGGUCACUAGAAACCAUAUCUCGGACAGCAAGGUCAGUGCCUCUGACGAUGUUAACAUUAAUCAAUCCUACGAAUUCAACCAUGCCAGCCUAUCGAAAGUAAGAGAACAAGCUAUAACGAAAUGCAUUCCCCAGACCCUGCAUACGUGUGGUGGUUUGUUUCUUGUAGUGUUUCUUGUCGGCUCCUGAUUGAGAAGAACAACUCGAAGAACGGCUAUGGGUUGCUGGAGUUGAUGAUGGAAAAGGGCAACACAUCGGCAAUUCACUGUUAACAAACUGUUGAAGCUCAUAUUUUCUCCUGAGCAUAAGAAACAUCUAGGUUCAGAAAAUGGAUGUAAACACAGUUUGGAGAAGAAAAAAUAUCUCAAACAAGGUGCUGUACUACCUUAUGAAAUCAGUGCGUUCCUCUGCAGAUGCAUCUGGUUUUGGUUUGCUGUAA